Pollicipes pollicipes is the source of this 3947-nucleotide messenger RNA. Its product is annotated as mechanosensory protein 2. Bases 40 to 846 code for a protein of 268 amino acids. NCBI's taxonomy places the organism in Eukaryota, Metazoa, Arthropoda, Thecostraca, Pollicipedomorpha, Pollicipedidae. Gene Ontology annotation, cellular component: plasma membrane. The transcript has 6 exons. The record is from RefSeq and is a predicted model, not a curated record.
CGCCGACAGCAGUCCGAGACACAGGUGCGCCGCUCCCAGAUGCCGGACCACGAGCAGGAAGCCGACCCGGAAGGACCCGGAUGCUGCUCGUACGUCCUGACACUCUUCUCUUUUCUCCUCAUCAUAUGCACACUGCCCUUCUCGCUAUGCUUCUGUGUCAAGGUGGUGCAGGAGUACGAGCGGGCUGUGAUCUUUCGGCUGGGUCGACUCCUGCAAGGCGGCGCCAAGGGACCCGGCAUCUUCUUCGUGGCCCCGUGCAUUGACACCUUCAGGAACGUGGACCUACGUACCGUUUCGUACGACGUUCCACCUCAGGAGAUUCUCAGCAAGGACAGCGUCACGGUGUCCGUGGCCGCCGUCAUCUACUUCCGGGUCAUCGACCCCGUGAUGGCGGUCACCUGCAUCGACCAUUACAGCCACUCCACCCGCCUGCUGGCCGCCACCACGCUCCGCAACGUCCUCGGCACCAAGUCGCUGGCCGACCUGCUGGCCGAGCGCGAGGCCAUCUCGCACCAGAUGCACUCGACGCUGGACGAGGCUACCGACCCGUGGGGCGUCAAAGUGGAGCGGGUUGAGAUCAAGGACGUGCGCCUGCCGCUGCAGCUGCAGCGCGCCAUGGCCGCCGAGGCCGAGGCGGCCCGCGUGGCGCGUGCCAAGUUUAUUGCCGCCGAGGGUGAGCACAGAGCGUCGCGCGCACUCCGAGAGGCGGCCGACGUUCUCGACGAGAGUCCCAGCGCCUUGCAGCUUCGCUAUCUGCAGACCUUGAACACCAUAUCGGCCGAAAAGAAUUCAACAAUAAUCUUUCCACUGCCAAUCGAUGUUCUUCAGCAUUUCAUGAAGAAAUAAGCCGACGUCGAUCGGUUCUUCCCCAUCUACGGAAGGACGCCAAGUGGUUAAGAAACCUACCGCCUGGUGGCGCAACGCUUCGGUUGCCGCUUUUCAAGGUGGCAGCACUGUUGUCUGCUCUUGCUCACGUUCGUCUGUAAACUGUAUGUCGAGCGUGUUGAAGGUGUGGUGUCAUUGUAAUGUUGAACCUAGCGCAACUGGUCUCAUCUUACGCUCAUUUAAUUAUGAAAGCUUGAUUGCUCUACUAAUGUCAUGCCAGAGCACAUGUGGGACUCUAAUAAGAAUCAUUUAGCUGCAAAUGUUACAGCAGCAACUGAUCCUGACAGUCCGCUUGCAGCGCUACUCAGUGACAACACUGAGACGAAUCUCAGUGAAAUUCAUGGACUACGUCCUGCACAAAAUGUGUAGUGUUCGCUGAGGCAGACCUACAUGACUACUCUACACUACUUGGCCCUGGCCAUCAUUGGCUACUUGGCCUAUACGUGCGUAAAGUGGCGCCCUUUUUUGUCAAACACGCCGUUACGUCCCCUGAGCAUCACGGUCUGAUGACUUGGUAAUUGUGCGUCUGCCUUUACUGGACUUUUUCUACUGAUGAGGGGUGCACCGUGCUGUACACUGCUCGAAUCCAACAUCAUCAUUCACACCAUCAUUUAAAACUAGACCCUCCUUCCGUAAUCUCUUGCCCCGAACUGGGCGCUAUAACAAUUAUUAGAAGGAGGCUUUUCGCCCGUCCCCCAACACGCCAGUAAGUCAUCGAGUAUAGCGUGACAAUAUGAUAAAUAAAACGUCUUCAGUGUUGAUAGCAAAAUAAGAUAACAUUUGUAUCGACAAGACAUUACUUUGAUCGGUAAACCGCAUUGCAGCAUGAAGGAUGGAAAUAAUAUUAUUUCUGUAUUCCCGACAAUUAACGAUGAACAAUAUUGCUUGCAAAUCAACAAUAGAGCCAUAACUCACUGUUCUUAUCGAAAAAGCCAUCAGCAGACCUUGGAUCACGAAGUUACUGUUCUUAACGUGUUCUCAAAACUUAAUUUGCCUUUGAAGGCGACGUAAAAUUCAUUGCAACUUCAAAAUUGCUAAGAAGUGUGUAAUUUGCCCGUGAAUCAUAUACCGAUAUCUUCAUUCUGUGUCGAAUCGUGCUUUCUUGUAAUUUGUUAGUUAGCCAUCGUCUUUGUUUUUGCAUUCAAUGUAAAGCAUUUAAGUUGCUCCGAGGGCCACGGGAGAACGCUUGGCCAUGGGCUGCGUGAUUGCGGUUUUAUUUUUUUGCGUGAAUAAGUGCUUUGCUGUCACCAAAAGCUCCAGCGAAACAUUGUGGCUUCGGUAGUGUGUAGUUUUGUGUCAUUCUAGUUAACUUUUAUUGAGGGACAGUUUUCCAAAGGCACCCUCGCUCGGCGACCUCUCCGAAAUGCCCCUGGGCCAGUCGUAUCUGACCCUUGCCGUCGAUGUUCCUGCACAUGGUUGCGCCUGACUCGGCCAAGCCCACAAAUCGGCCGUUUGCAUGCGGGGCGAGCAAUCGCUGCUAAGCGCUGCCGCGUUAUUGUUGCUCUCACGAUGUCUCCCUUCAGAGGGCACCGACUGGAACGCUCAUCCCCGUCUCAUUGAGGAUGGGCAUCUGAACGCUGUGUCACUGCACACUCAAGGCACACGAAAGCCGCUUUAACUAACGCUCGGAAAGUUGCGAACAAACUGACAUGAAAUGUAGCGAAACUUAAGUUAGUUUAGUUUAAACCAUGCAAUAACUGGGUCUGCAAAUAUUUAUUUCACUUUGAAAUUAGCUCUUGUUGAAGAGAAUGUUGCAUGCCGUCUUAAACUGUGACAUUAACGCUACAACGAUUAUCGUGGUCGUAACCUUUUGGUUAUGUUUGACAAACUCUACGUCGUUAACACACUCAAUCUGCCUCUCAAUUCAUGCUUUCGGCCGGUAUCUGAAGGGCACAAGAUUCUGUAGAGUUAGGCGCCCGAAGGGUGGAUGCUAUAUGACACCCCGGAGCAAGUGAAGCUGCUAAGCCGGCGUAGCCGACAUGACACAUUUAUGACUCUGACUAUGGCGACGGAAAUACAUCUAUCGCUCCUUUCUCCUGGUUAUUCGACGAGGAAUAAGGCAAAAACUGCUGGCCUAUAACAUGUAAAUAUGAGAGGUUUGUUACAACAUUUGCACCCGGCCCGCCAAUAUAUUCGUCAUAAGCACUGGAUUUUGGUACAAGCUCUCAGCCAUAGUCGGUUUUCACCAUGCAGUUGAUGUGUAAAAUGCGCAGCUAGGAGGACAGGGUGGUUAACUGCACCAAAUGAUCUUCAAUAUGGCUAUUUCAGUGCGAAACUCCGUACAAACAUGGAACACUAUUUAAAUCGCUUUCGUAUCUUGUUUCCAGUAGCCAGCAGUCUCUCUUCCUCAUAUGUUAGCACGCGAAUCACACUGGGUUGUUGUUAGUUAUGUAUAGACGUCCAAUCGGCUUCAUCUUUUUCAAAUCGCCAUCAUUCAAAUUAACAUCAGCAGGCGUUUGAACCAUGCUAAUCUCAUGUUCUUAAGAAAAAAAACAUUAGUAUCCAUCAUUUCAACUGAUCACGCCCGUGGUUUUUUGCUAGCUAUAUGCGUUUGAUUGUAUGACCCUUGUUGCUCCAUGCAAAGCCAAAAAACUUAGCUUCGAUUUGCUUCAUGUGUCAAACAUACGAAACACACAUUGACAGUGGCAUGAACAGGUGAACUAGCUUUGUAGUAGCAAUGCUUCAAGAAUAUAUGUUUUUCCGACAAUGGUAAGAUUUGACCUUUUUCACUUUUCUUUAUCUCGUCGAAUUGAAGGUAUUUUAAGCUGAAUUUUCCGCUCCAUUAUCGUACUGGUCUUAAAGCUCAGGCCCGGCCAACGUAACAGCUCACAGCCAUCACAUCCCUGCAUCGUCACAUCCCUGCAUCGCAUCCCUUAGGCCGUCACAUCCCUGUAUCACAUCCAUCAGGGCAUCACAUCCCUGUAUCACAUCUCUAAUGCCGUCACAUCGCUGCAUCGCAUCCCUUAGGCCGUCACAUCCCUGUAUCGCAUCCCUCAGGCCGUCACUUCCCUGCAUCGCAUCCCUUAGGCCGUCACAUUCCUGCAUCACAUCCCUGUAUCACA